Messenger RNA from Penicillium chermesinum, 699 nucleotides. Its product is annotated as EXPERA domain-containing protein. The transcript has 3 exons. Lineage: Eukaryota; Fungi; Ascomycota; Eurotiomycetes; Eurotiales; Aspergillaceae. Gene Ontology annotation, cellular component: endoplasmic reticulum; membrane. Bases 1 to 699 code for a protein of 232 amino acids. The record is from RefSeq and is a predicted model, not a curated record. Gene Ontology annotation, molecular function: C-8 sterol isomerase activity; steroid Delta-isomerase activity; cholestenol delta-isomerase activity. Gene Ontology annotation, biological process: sterol biosynthetic process.
AUGUCAACCUCGCACCCUUACUAUCCCGUGGGCGCAGAGAUCCCAAAUUACAUCCCGAACGAAUUGGGUGCUCUAACGCUGUGUUCGAUAUUUGCUGUCGCGUCCAUAGCGGUUCUGGUCAUCUCCAGAGCCGUCGCGAUAAGACUCAAUCCUCAGAUUAGUUUUUACGAAUACGCAAAAGUAUUCUGGUUUUCACUAUGUUCGCCGAUUCAUUUCGUCCUCGAAGGCUACUACGCCCGUAAUUUCGCUACCCUCCAGGGAUCUCUCGACCUCCUCGCGCAGUUGUGGAAAGAAUACUCCUUAUCUGAUUCUCGGUACCUCACCUCGGACGGUUUCACCAUGUGCAUGGAGUCCGUGACAGCGUGGUGCUGGGGCCCGCUGACCCUCCUUCUUGCCUACUUUACCAUCACGGACCAUCCUUUCCGGCACCCUUUGCAAAUCAUCGUCUCAACCGGACAGCUCUACGGCAAUGUGUUGUAUCUGGGGAUUGUUGCUUUCGACGCCUCUGUUUAUGGACUGCAGUACUCACGUCCUGAGGACUAUUACUUCUACGGCUACUUUGUGCUCUUGAAUGGUUUCUGGAUCGUCAUUCCCAUCUUGCUUAUUGCCGAAAGCGUGAGAGCUUCCGCAAAGGCGUUCGCCGAGUUGCAAAGGCUGAAGACGGCUGGUGUCAAUGGGGAUGCGAAAAAAAGGACUUGA